AUGCAAAAUCAUUAUUUUUACAAUAUCGCUCAGUCUCCCUUAAUCCCUUACUCCCUUACUGUUUUGCCCUAUGGGAAAAUAUUGCUCAAUAUUGGAAAUAUAGCUGAGAAAGCGGACAUUCGAAUCAGCCCUAAGAGGUCUUCGGGGCACUUUAACCGUGAAACGGACAGUCACCAUAGCGUAUUUAUUACUAGGUCGCUCGAUAUCUAUCUAUCUAUCUAUCUAUCUAUCUAUCUAUCUAUCCGGAUGAGAGACAUUCCACCAAUUUUCCCAUUUUGUCUCAUCUAUCUAUCUAUCUAUCUAUCUAUCUAUCUAUCUAUCUAUCUAUCUAUCUAUCUAUCUAUCAAUCGAAGUAGGUAUGUCCAUCUUCUCUCUAUAUUUUCAUCUAUCUCUUUUCUUUUCCUCUUCUUUCUUUCUUUUUAUUUGAUUCUUUUUUUACCUCUUAAGCGUUCUAUCUCUCUCAACCCUUCGACGCUCACCCAUUCCUUUCUUUUCGCCUCCUUUCUUUCUUCAUUUCUUUCUUUGUUUGUUUGUUUCUUUCUUUCUUUUCGCCUUCCUAAUUGCUUUCUUUACCCUUCGACGAAAAUAUAUCUAUUCAUGUCCCCCUUCUUUCUUUCUAUUCAUGUCCCCCUUCUUUCUUUCUUUCUUUCUUUCUUUCUUUUCGCCUUCCUAAUUUCUUUCUUUACCCUUCGACGAAAAUAUAUCUAUUCACGUGCCCUUUCUUUCUUUCUUUCUUUCUUUCUUUCUUUCUUUCUUUCUUUCUUUUCGCUUUCCUAA
Molecule: messenger RNA, 777 nt
Organism: Acanthosepion pharaonis
Lineage: Eukaryota; Metazoa; Mollusca; Cephalopoda; Sepiida; Sepiidae
Source: the annotation of a GenBank genome assembly